This is a messenger RNA of Cucumis sativus (cucumber), 1280 nucleotides long. RefSeq names its product exosome complex exonuclease RRP46 homolog. The record is from RefSeq and is a predicted model, not a curated record. The transcript is spliced from 8 exons. Gene Ontology annotation, cellular component: cytoplasmic exosome (RNase complex); nucleolus; nuclear exosome (RNase complex). Gene Ontology annotation, biological process: poly(A)-dependent snoRNA 3'-end processing; rRNA catabolic process; nuclear mRNA surveillance. Bases 324 to 1055 code for a protein of 243 amino acids. Lineage: Eukaryota; Viridiplantae; Streptophyta; Magnoliopsida; Cucurbitales; Cucurbitaceae.
CAGCGUAAUUUUCAUUUAUUUUUCAACUAGGUCUAAUUAAGGAACGGAAAAGACAGUUUUACCCUUGUAUCUAGUUCUCCUUCUCCGAUUAUCCACAGACUCGGCGGCAGCGCCCCAAAAUUCCUCCGUCUCUCUUAGUUUCUCUCCUCCGCCGUCUUUCUAUCUUUCUCUACUAAUUCGUUUCUCCUCUCUUUCACCCGCUCUUUACAGAACUUCAGCGGCUUCCUCGCUCCAUCGCAAGAAACUUAAAACCGACUGAGUUUGAUUUCAUCUUAUCGUCUUCUUCUCCUUUAUAAUAUUUCGAAACCACCGGAGAAAAGACCAUGGAGAUAGACAGAGAUGAUGGUCGUACCCCUAACCAGUUGAGACCACUUGCUUGUUCUUGCAACGUUCUUAAUCGUGCUCAUGGCUCCGCCAGUUGGUCCCAAGGUGAUACGAAGGUUCUUGCUGCUGUCUAUGGACCUAAAGCUGGAACGAAGAAGAAUGAAAAUCCUGAGAAGGCUUCAAUUGAGGUUAUAUGGAAACCUAAGACAGGGCAAAUUGGAAAACUGGAAAGGGAGUGUGAGAUGAUAUUAAAGCGGACAUUGCAGAGUAUUUGCAUAUUAACUACUAAUCCCAAUACCACCACAUCUAUUAUUGUUCAGGUUAUUCAUGAUGAUGGAGCUCUUCUUCCUUGUGCUAUUAACGCAUCAUGUGCUGCCCUUGUAGAUGCCGGAAUUCCUUUAAAGCAUCUUGCUGUUGCGAUUUCGUGUUGUUUGUCUGAGAAUGGAUAUGUUAUUUUGGAUCCAACCAAGAUAGAGGAGGAGAAAAUGAAGGCCUCUGUGCAUUUGGUCUUCCCAAAUGCACCUGUCUCAGUAGUUCCUGAAGGAUCUACACAAGGUGUAGGUGAACCACUGGAGCAUGGAAUAAUCACAUCUGUAACUCAGGGUGCAAUGUCAGUGGACGAUUAUAUUCACUGCCUGGAACGGGGGCGUGCUGCUACUACAAAAAUGUCUGCUUUUCUGAGGAGAAGUUUGCAGCCCCAACUCCCAAUGAAUUCCUCAAAAGCUGGCUGAUUGGAUUCAAGUUCUUCUACAACAAAAUCAGGCUGGGAAGGUACCGUUUAUUGUAUGAAUUAUGUUUUUGCAACGUCAAAUCCAUGCUAGUUUAGUCUUUAACGGCUUUUUGUAUGCCAGAGCUGUAACAGAGCAUCGUUCAAAGUGGAUUUGGUUGGUGCAUUGUACGUUUAUAAACAUGCUCUUAGCAUUUAGAAAUUUUGGAAUGACUUGUGUAAACAUGCU